This is a messenger RNA of Ostreobium quekettii, 3234 nucleotides long. The record is from the annotation of a GenBank genome assembly. Lineage: Eukaryota; Viridiplantae; Chlorophyta; Ulvophyceae; Bryopsidales; Ostreobiaceae.
AUGGACCUACUUUGCCUCCGCCACAACAGGCCUAACGAGAGGCUUAGGGGAUGGUACAAGAUAGCCACCUCCCAGCCAAAGAAUGUCAUCGUCGUUGUCGAGGCCUCAGAAAAAAUGGGUGCCAAACUCAACAUAGGCGACGGAGACGAGGGGAGCAAGAAGCGCUGGCACGCCGUUAAAGACAUUCUCGUCAAUUUCAUGGGCACCCUUGACGUGGACGAUUACUUCAACAUCCUCGUUUUCAACAACGCCACGAGCGUCCUUCUCAACAACGCCAGGAAUGAGAGCACACUCGUCAAGGCCAGCGAGCGGAACGUGGGCGCCAUGAUUGAGGAGCUUGAGAAGGUCGUCCCUGCGCACGGGUCGGAUUCGGGCGCCGCAAUGAACGAGGCGUUCGACGUGUUUGAGAGGUCCUUCAGGCCGGAAAACGACCACCAAGCGUGCAAAGUCUGCCAGAAAAUCAUCGUCGUCAUAAGCGACGGCAGCCCUUGCACCCUGCGGAACCAGAGCCUCUGCUUCGCGAAUCGCCCGGAGUCGGCAGCGGCUCCCGGGACGGGCAUGAUAGAGCGCAGCCUGGACGAGGUGGAGAGGCGGCAAAGGAGCAUUGAGGAGGACUCGCAGCGGGCAGCCAUCUUCACGCUCACCAUGCUGAGGACGCAGGACGACGGGGACAGUCUGCCGCGACAGAUGGCGUGCCGGAAUCGGGGCGUGUGGUCAAGGAUCGACGGCCAGAAAUCGCCGCUCAACGACCUGGCCGCCUACUUCCAGUAUAUCGCGUUCUCCCGGGAGCAGUUUUCAAUAGAAGACCAGUUUUUGUUGUCUCCGCUCUACGAGGACGCAAGCGGUCUGGGAACCAUCACGACCGCCACUUGCCCAGUCUUCAUCAGCCCAAGGUGCGCGAAUGGCAAGACGUCCACACAGAGGCUGCUUCUGGGCGUAGUGGCGAAGGACGCCCCCAUCGCAGAGCUGCGAGACAAAUACGGUCUCAAUGAGGAUCAGAUCCGAAACGCCAUCAGGAAUGAUCUGACAAACGCGCGGCGAUGCGACGGGAACUACGACUACGGCAACUGCAAAAUGCAGGUGUUGCGGGGCUCCGCGUUGGAGUGCCCCAUCCUGCGUCGCGACCCUCCUCUCCCCCAGGCGUGCUACCGCCUCCGGAACGUCACGUACAUGGUCAACGCAACCCGCGUUGACUUCCAGGCGGCAAGCCGGAGGUGCAGCGACGCUGGGGGCCGCCUCGCCGACUUGGGAAUGCUGUCGGUCGAAGGCAAAGAGGUGUUUGGAGAGGCCAGGCAUUUUCUGUCGACGGUGGUGCCGCCGGACGGCGCGUGGAUGGGGUUGCAGCUUGUAAUGCGGAAAUGGGCUUGGUUGGGGUCGAACGCGGAGGCGGAUUUCUUGCAAGAUGAGCUGUCGCUGCGCCAUCCGGGCAGCGGUGGAAGCUGUUUUGCGGGUUUUAUCGACCCCCGAGGCGCCCGAAACAAUUUCGGCGGCGAGAAUUGCCAGGAGGAGAAGGCCUUUGUCUGCGCUUUCGACGACGGGGAGGAUAGCCCGCCUCUCGCCUGUCGGGGCGAAGUGGAAGUUAUCGAUCACGCGGCCCUGAACAGCGCGACGGCCCAAGGUUGCCUGCAGAGCGAGGGAUGCGACGAGAUAGAAGACAUCAAAGCAGGCCAGCUAUUUGCCGACAAACGGCAGUUUGACGCUUUCGCUGACGGAGUGGUAUGCCGUGGGAAUUCUAGGGGCGCCCCCAAGAGCUACUCGGAACUGGUGUGCUGCUCCGAAGAGACGCUGGAGAGGGAAUGCCCGGCAGUGCCAUCCCCUAAGGUUGAGGAGAUCGCAGGCCCGGGUCUACUCAACACGUCCGAUGUUCCUGGCAUUUCCAACAGCUCCCACUCUCUGGCGGGAGGAGAGCCAAAGAGGACCAACGCAGUUACGAUCACGGGGGGUAUCGGAGUCUUGGUGGGAGUGCUGCUUAUCGGCCUGACACUGUACAUCGCUGCAAGGCAUAAGGUCCCAUGGAUGAGACCCGUCGUCGCGAAAGAUGUGCUGAUCGGUGGCGAUCCUCAAGCCCCGGACAGGGUGAUACUGAACAUCAGGCCAGACACGCCGGACACCAAUUCGAGUGGGUCGGGGGAGAUCUCAGAGGAGGGGAGCUCACACCCGCCCGCUUCAGUUUCUACGAAUAUCUCCGAUAUUGUGCGAAACGGUCCGUUCCAACCGAAGCUUAUCGACUUGCGUCCACCACCACGAAUUGUGAGGCAUCCACCGGUCCCGGUGGGAUCCAGGAACCCUUUGAUCUGGGACAUAAAAGUGGUGCUGUUGGAAAACGGCUGGAGCGCCAGCGGCGCGUUUGGAGUCGUCAACGAAGGCGUUUGGGUGGACGGCCAGUCUAGGGCCCACAAGGUGGCCAUCAAGUCUGCGGCGAGGCUCUGGAGCCAGAGCGAUGCUGAGUACAUCAAGAGGGAGCUGGAGAUUGUGGCCGCCGUGCCGGAGAGCCCAAACAUCGUGCGGGUGAUCGGCGGCCGUCUAUUGCCCACGCCCAUCAUCGUGGAGGAGCUGAUGUGGGGCAGCCUGGAGGAGGUGCUGCACAAGGACACCAAGUACUCCGCGGGGCUGACGUACGGCCAGAUUUUGAGCAUUGCGUCUGACGUGGUGGCCGGCCUGGAGCACCUUCACAGGCACGGCGUCAUCCAUUACGACAUCAAACCGGGCAACAUCCUGCUGGAAGAACUCUGGGACGCCGGCGCCGAGGCCUCGGUGCUCAAGGCCAAGCUGGCGGACUUCACUUGUUCCAAAAUCAAACUGAAAUGCAGCAUCAGCGCCAGCCUCCGCGGCACUCUGGGCUACAUCGCCCCGGAGCUCCAAAAAUCGCCUCUAGACGCUUUGGAGAGCAGAAAGCGCGCGGCGGCGGGCGCCACCGUCAUCGCACCGAGCAGCAGUCGCGCGGGGCUGAUUGGCUCCUUGAAGGGUGAGCGCUGUGACGUGUACUCGUUGGGCGUUGUGAUUGUGGAGUGCGUCACGGGGACCAACGAGCCCAGCGAGGAAGGCGUCCUCGUGGCGCAGAGGCUGUGUCCGGAGCCGUUGUGGGCGCUGGCGAAGGAGUGCGCCGGCCGAGAUCCGGAGACCCGGCCGGAGUGCUGCGAGAUAGGGCGCAGGCUGGAGGAGAUGAAGGCCCAAAGGGCGGACUGGAUCGGCCAAAGGCCGAAGGAGCACAUUUGGGGAGCGCGUCAAAAUUGA